AUGUCCGGGAAUCCACCUGGGGACCUCUCUGGUGACCACGUGGAAGCCAGCGAGCCCACUUCAGAUGCCGCCGUGACGGACAAGCCUGAAAGCAUGGACGUGGCUAAAGAGUCCAAGCCACAGCCCGUGUACCCUCAAUACCUAUGCAUGCUCAGGCACAAUUUCAAACAAAAGCCCACACCCACCUUCCGCAUCACCAAAAGAUGCCAAACCCGCUACUGGAAACUGAAGAAAGAGAGGGCCAUGAAGAGAAGAUACAUCAAGCGGGCACAAGAGCGCGCUCUGAGGGACGAAGCCGAUAGUGGGAAAAGCAAGCGAGAUAUCCUCAAGGAGUGGGCCGAGGAGGAUACUGUUGUUGCUAAGUGGCAACGGCAGAUCGAUGCUGCUCAAAAGCGGUAUGAGCGUAAGCGGAAGCUAUUGGGUCAGCGUUCUCUUCCAAAGAAGGAGGAAGAUGAGACGGAUACCGAUGACUGGGAGGCUGAUUUCCGCCUGCACGAGGCAGUGAAAGAGGUACUGAGAGAGGAGGAUGAGGAGGCCGAGAGAAAUGCUAAUAAGGGCAAGGAUAUGGACGAGGAAAACAUCAAUAUGGAUUCAUACGAAGAGGCUUCUCUGCCGAUUCGAACAAAGAAUUCGUAUGGAUGGUGA
Penicillium paradoxum is the source of this 645-nucleotide messenger RNA. RefSeq lists its product as uncharacterized. Bases 1 to 645 code for a protein of 214 amino acids. The record is from RefSeq and is a predicted model, not a curated record. The transcript has 5 exons. Lineage: Eukaryota; Fungi; Ascomycota; Eurotiomycetes; Eurotiales; Aspergillaceae.